AUGAAAAACACGUGGUCAACAUUGAUCUCAAUCAGCCUGGCAUUCGGCCUCGUCUCGGCCACUGCCACUGCCACGGCGGACACUCAUGACCCUGUCUAUCAGGUCGCCUUUGAGCAGCUUUUGCAGUCUGGCCAGCUGGACCUCAUAUCUGAGACUGACGACACCAAGGCUGAACCUGACACCAGCAUCGAUACCGACACCAACAGCUUUGCACAUGGUCCAUGGUCAUAUCCACCAGCUUGUACUUCCAAGCUUGAUUCCCUGGGCAGCGAGCUCUGCGUGUACACGAAUAUCUCCUUCGCCCGAGGAAGGGGGAUCUCACUGUUCACGACUCCCCGAAUUGCAGAACAGAUUGCGGAACUUGCACCGUUUCACGAUCACGACAACGAUCACGACAACGAUCACGACCGCGACCACAGCAAAGCCAACAAAGCCAACGAAGCCAACAAAAUUCCCAACACCAAUAUUCCCCCGGUGCGCCACGAGGUCAAUGAGUUCCAGGUGACUUGGUACACGCGCUCCACUACCAACAAGGGCAUGGGAAUGUUUGCGAAAAAGGACCUCCGUCGCGGCGACCUCAUCACAGCAUACACGCCCGUGUUGAUCGCAUACUCGGAAAACACUCUGCUACCUUCUGAGCGCGAGAAGUUCCUCCAACUCGCGAUCAACCAGCUACCUGAACCGACGAGAGAGUCUUAUCUACGGCUCGCAACUGUGUACGGCGAUCCUAGGAUCGUCGUGCAAGACAUAGCCAGCGCCAAUACGUUUGGAGUAUUAUUUCCAGGUACUGUCGGGUCUCGAAAGAAAAAGAAGAAUACAGCAGCAGCUGAUGCUGAAAGUGCUGCCACUGAGGACGCAGCAUCUCCUCCUCCUCCUCAUCCUCUUCCACAACAUCUCGCCGUAAUUCCCGAACCAUCACGAAUCAACCACGCAUGCAAUCCCAACGCACAAUUCCAAAUCGACACGACUCAACUCAUCCACCGCGUCUACGCCGUGCGUCCGAUCGGCCGCAACGAAGAAAUCACCAUCGCCUACACCAAUCCACUAGACAACUACGCGACGAGGCAGAGAUAUUUGAAGCAGUUUUUCGGCUUCACAUGUGCCUGCGCACGAUGUAGUAUUGAACGACAACGACGAGAAGAUGCCCCAGACGCGGCGAUCGCAGAGAUCAAUGCUCUACAAGCCAUUCUGGCGGACUGGACGGCGACAUCAGACUCUGAUUCGGACUUGGACUCGAGCGGCAUUGUGACAGGGAUUGGGUCUGGGUCUGUGCCUGGUAAUCGGAUCAAACUAGCGGAACGGUUGAUCAAGGUCUACUUGGACGAAGGGCUGCACGGGUAUCUCGACCCGGCAUAUUGUCAUGCUGCUCUGGCGUACAGUGCGGCGGGGAGUCUGAGGGGAGUGCAGAAGUAUCUCGAUCUAGCGAUCGAGGCGAUCAGACUGCGACUGGGGCCGGAUGCGCCUGAUCUUGUGGCGUGGGAGGAGAUGAGGAGGGAUCCUACUCGGCAUUGGAGCUGGAGGUGGAGUAAAAGGAAGAAGUGA
Capronia coronata CBS 617.96 is the source of this 1542-nucleotide messenger RNA. RefSeq lists its product as uncharacterized. Lineage: Eukaryota; Fungi; Ascomycota; Eurotiomycetes; Chaetothyriales; Herpotrichiellaceae. The record is from RefSeq and is a predicted model, not a curated record. The transcript has a single exon. The coding region runs from base 1 to 1542 and encodes 513 amino acids. Gene Ontology annotation, molecular function: protein binding.